GAUAGGGCGCCGAUCGGCGGAUCAAUCCAAAGUAAACAAAGGUCUACUUGUCUUCCAUGGCAACCAGCCAACUCUGCUUCUGUUCUUCCCUAAUAACUGUACCCUUCUCGUCGUCUUCUUCAACUCCAAGGAGGCCUCAGGAGAGACAAACUGUGUUCUUCACUGGAUUAACAUCUAAUAACAGUCUUCCCAAGCUUUCAAACCCAUGUAGUAGGCGGAAGUGGGUGAGAGCUCAGGCUCAGGGUGGUGAUCCCUUGGGAGAUUUUGGUGCCAGAGACCCAUUCCCCGCGGAGAUAGCGAGUGGUUUUGCGGAGAGGGUAUUAGGAAACGUCGAUACGGAGCAUAAAAUCCUCAUUCCUAGUAUCUCUGCUUUAUCUCUAGCCCAACAAGAAUGCUGCCCUAUUUCUCCUUUACAGCCUCCCAUGUCGGAAGAAGAUGCUCAGAAGCUAUUGAGAAAGGUAGUUGGUUGGAGACUAAUAGAAGAGGAAAGGAGCCUUAAACUUCAGUGCCUAUGGAAAUUGCGAGAUUUCAAAUGUGGAGUUGAACUCAUCAAUAGGAUUUAUAAGGCUGUUGAAGCCACUGGGCAUUAUCCGAAUCUUCACUUGGAACAGGCCAACCAAAUUAGGGCAGAACUUCAGACUGCACUUAUUGGUGGUCUGAGCAUGAACGACUUCAUUGUAGCUGCCAAGAUUGAUGAAAUCAAAACAUCAGACCUUGUUCCCAAGAAAAGGAUUUGGGCAUAGUUGUUGUAGUUUCUCUUCCCCCUCCCCCAUGGGAAUAUUUAGACUCAUGCUUCAUGAAGCACAGAGAUGUGAUUGCACAUUUUGUUCUUCCCUGCAACCAAUAGUUGAAUGUUCAUAUUUUCUACAAUUAAUUACAGGUGCAUUGAUAAGGAUGCAUGUGCAAAACAAUUCAUGUGGUUAUGGAGUGCUUGAUUCAGUGAAUCCUGAUACAUAGGAUGAAUGGAAUAGGAGGUUUGUAUAAA
This is a messenger RNA of Macadamia integrifolia, 985 nucleotides long. RefSeq names its product probable pterin-4-alpha-carbinolamine dehydratase, chloroplastic. Gene Ontology annotation, cellular component: plastid. Lineage: Eukaryota; Viridiplantae; Streptophyta; Magnoliopsida; Proteales; Proteaceae. The transcript is spliced from 3 exons. Gene Ontology annotation, biological process: tetrahydrobiopterin biosynthetic process. Gene Ontology annotation, molecular function: 4-alpha-hydroxytetrahydrobiopterin dehydratase activity. The coding region runs from base 57 to 743 and encodes 228 amino acids. The record is from RefSeq and is a predicted model, not a curated record.